UUUCCUGGCUUCUUGUUCUGAAAUUUUCAUCAUAAGGAAAUGCUGAUGAUUCAUAAAACAUCAUUGCCAAUGUAUUUUUGAAAAAACUGCUGACAUACAACUAACAUUUCUUGUGUACUGGGAUUUCUGGAGGGAAACUGCCUUUGGGGAAUUAUCCUUGGCAUAAACAGCAAGACUAGCCAUCCCCAUGGGAAGAAGAAACACCCUAUUGGUGACUCCCACUGGGGAAGGUAUAAAUAGUGAUCAGUGAGGACAGAAAACGUGCAGUCUGAAUUCGUAUCAAGCUGUGCCUCUUGCUUUGGGCUUUGGGUUGGAUUCUUAACUGCUGUCACUAUGAGCUACAGCACCAAGCAGACUGUUACUCUCGCUACCAAAGGAAAGAGUAGUGGUGGUAGCUGCGUGGUUGGAGGUGGUGGUGCAGGAAAGAUCUCUUCCGUGUCUUCUGGGAGAUAUGGCUCCUGUGGGCUAGGCAGUGGUGGAGGCUUUUCGUGCAGGAGUUUUAGUGGUGGUGCUGGUAGUUUUUCUGGAGGUAGCUGUGGAGGUGUCUUCGCUGGAGGUCUCCCAGGAUACAGCUAUGGAUGUUGUCCUGGCAUUGGGUUGAGCGGUGGUGCUUCCCAUUGUGGCUAUGGAGGUAGUUUCGGUGGUGGCUCUGGUGUUGCAGUUGGUGGUGGCUUUGGAUGUGGUUUUGGUGGUGGCGCUGGUGCUGCAGUCGGUGGUGGCUUUUUUGGCGGUGGUGUUUGUGGAGAUGGUGCAUUUGUUACCUGUGAUGAAAAGCUGACCAUGCAGAACCUCAAUGACCGCCUGGCUUCGUACCUGGACAAGGUGCGAUGCUUGGAGGAAGAAAACGCUGCCCUCGAGUGCAAAAUCAAGGAGUGGUAUGCCCACCAUGGGCACUCAGAUUUACCAAAGGACUACAGCUGCUACUACAAGCAAAUAGAAGAUCUUCAAAAGCAGAUUCUUUGUGCAACCCUUGAGAAUGGCAAGAUCAUUCUGGACAUUGAUAACAGCAGGAUGGCAGGUGAUGACUUCAGACUGAAGUAUGAGACUGAGCUGGCCCUUCGCCAGACUGUGGAGGCUGAUACUAACGGCUUACGCCGUGUUCUGGAUGAGCUGACCCUGUGCAGGUCUGACCUGGAGGGGCAGCUCGAGAGCCUGAAGGAAGAGCUGUGCUGUCUGAAGAAGAACCAUGAGGAGGAAAUCAAAUGUCUGAGAAACCAGUCCACUGGCGACGUCAAUGUGGAAGUCAACUCCUGUCCUGGACCAGAUCUGAAGAAAAUCCUAGACGAGAUGAGGUGCCAGUAUGAAAAAGUGAUUGCUCAAAAUCGCAAAGAGGUUGAGGAUUGGUAUAAAUGCAAGAUCGAUGAGGUGAAUCAUGAGGUCAUCACAAGCGGUCAGGAGGUGGAGUCGUGCAACAAUCAGGUCUCCGAACUUCGACGUCAAUUGCAGUGCCUGGAGAUUGAUCUGCAAGCCCAUCUUAGCCAGCGGGACAACCUGGAAGCCUCUUUAGCUGAAACCGAAAGUCGCUACAACGCCCACCUGUGCCAGUUACAACAACAGAUCACCUGUGUGGAGCAGCAGCUGUCUGACUUGCGCGCAGAAAUUGAGUCCCAGAAUCACGAGUACAAGGUCCUUCUGGACGUCAAAUGCCGUCUGGAGCAGGAGAUUCACACUUACCGCUGCCUGCUGGAAGGAGGACAGCAUGAUAUUGUUAUUCAGGAAGGAGGGAGCGGUGGCGGAAGUGGAGCUGGUAAAUGCACAGGAGGAGGAAGCGUUGUCCUUACAUCAUCCCACAGCUACUCUACCUCUUCCCACGGCCUCUCCCAUGUCCCGUCUUUCCACCCUGCUGAGAAGGGGCAUGGCAGAAAGAUCUGUGACUAAGCAGAGAAACCAGCAUCUUCCAGUGCAAGACCCAGGCACGGACAAAGCGAGAGCUGACCCAAGGCAUUCAUUGUGGAUCUAGGCAGAGCUUGGAGAAGCGCUCUUCAGAAUUACUCAACGCUGCUAACGCCAACAUUGCUGUCCUAAGGGGCCCAUCUGGCCUUUGGUCCAGCUUCCUGCCUACCAUGCUAUUUGCUUCUUCAUUCUCUCAUGCUGUCCAAUCACAAUAAUUCCUUACUGGAGAUAAUCUGUACCGUGGCUGGUAAUUUACCCUUUACAGAAAAGGUGUCUCUAAUAAAACUGCUUCUGCUUGAUGCGAUCAAGAGACCUGUGUCUGGG
Messenger RNA from Pelodiscus sinensis (Chinese soft-shelled turtle), 2217 nucleotides. RefSeq names its product keratin, type I cytoskeletal 19-like. Gene Ontology annotation, biological process: intermediate filament organization; epithelial cell differentiation. Gene Ontology annotation, molecular function: structural molecule activity. The record is from RefSeq and is a predicted model, not a curated record. Lineage: Eukaryota; Metazoa; Chordata; Testudines; Trionychidae. Gene Ontology annotation, cellular component: cytoskeleton.